AUGUCCUCUGGAUCGUUGUCGCUUGAAUCGAGUGAAAGUACCAAAAGUGGAGGUGCAUCAGCGGAUGCAGCGAGAACACCGGAUGAUAUCGAAUCGCUGGAAUACUCAACACUUCGGGUACCCUAUGAAUUCUUCAACAAACGUUUUCGGCUCUGCCAAAAAACCAUGGAACGACACAAUUUGCGGGUGAAGGAAUGCACACGGACAAUUUCGAAAAUGAUGAAAAACGAGGAGCGAAAAAAUCCAAUUUCUAAGCGUGAGGUUGCUAUUUUGGCACGUUUUUUUUUGGGAAUUCGUGUUUUUCACAUGGAAUGA
Molecule: messenger RNA, 315 nt
Organism: Gongylonema pulchrum
Lineage: Eukaryota; Metazoa; Nematoda; Chromadorea; Rhabditida; Gongylonematidae
Source: the annotation of a GenBank genome assembly